UUUUUCGCUGUCGUCGUCUCCCUCGUCCUCCUCUCCGUGUUGUUGUUCUCGGUGACGCGACGGAGGUGUAGCCUGACGCGGUCUCUUACGUGUCGGUCUGAAUAAAAGUGGAGCUCCGUAGACCCGGGAGUGACGAAGCGAGUCUGUGUUGAUUUUAAAUGACCAUGGAAGCGGCUGCAGACACACAGCAAAGUGGUGAAACAGCUGUUUCGGAGUCUGAGGCCCAGCAGAUCACCUUGGCACAGGCAUCCAUAGCAGCUGGCCAAGUGUCCUCUAGUAGUCCCACAGUCACCCUAGUCCAGUUACCCAAUGGUCAAACAGUCCAAGUGCAUGGGGUGAUCCAAACUGCUCAGCCUUCAGUCAUUCAGUCCCCUCAAGUCCAGACAGUACAGAUUUCGACUGUCGCUGAGAGCGAGGACUCUCAGGAAUCUGUAGACAGCGUGACAGACUCUCAGAAGAGGAGAGAGAUUCUGUCCAGGCGGCCUUCUUACAGGAAGAUUCUGAAUGACUUAUCAUCAGAUGCUCCAGCAGUGCCUCGAAUUGAGGAAGAGAAAUCAGAAGAUGACUCAGUCCCUAUCGCCACAGUCACGAUGCCCACUCCCAUCUAUCAGACCAGCAGUGGCCAGUACAUUGCCAUUACCCAGGGUGGGGCCAUUCAGCUGGCCAAUAAUGGCACAGAUGGAGUGCAAGGCCUGCAGACGCUCACCAUGGCCAACACUGCAGCCCAGCCUGGCGCCACCAUCCUGCAGUAUGCUCAGACCAGCGACGGGCAGCAGAUCCUCGUGCCCAGCAACCAGGUGGUCGUACAAGCUGCCUCUGGUGAUGUCCAGGCCUAUCAAAUCCGCACAGCCCCCACCAGCACCAUCACUCCUGGGGUGGUCAUGGCAACUCCGCCCACACUUGGUGGGUCAGGAGCCACCGAGGAAGUCACACGCAAAAGGGAGGUCCGACUGAUGAAAAACAGGGAGGCGGCCCGCGAGUGCCGUAGGAAGAAGAAGGAGUACGUAAAGUGUCUGGAGAACCGCGUGGCUGUGCUGGAGAACCAGAACAAAACCCUCAUCGAGGAACUGAAAGCCCUCAAAGACUUAUACUGCCACAAAUCAGAGUAGGAGACACCUGCCAGUGGCUCGUCAGGUGCCCGUCUGUCCCCAUGUACAGAGACUCAGCACAGAGCCAUGCAUCUGGAUGCCACUUAUCUGCCCUGCCCCUUUUUCUACUCUUUUGCUUUCUUUUUAAAAACUGCUUGAAAAGAAUACAUGAAAGUGACUCACCAGGAAUUAAAAAGAACCCCCCCCCCCCCCUUUCAGAAUCCCACUUUGGUAAAUUCAAACCCCAUCCCAUUUGGGUAAUUUGAGAUAAAACUCCCCCAUCGUUAAAGGAUGAAGCAGUCUUCAGAGUGAAUGUGGAGGAGACGACAACUCAACAGGGUCCGUGUGGCGAGGCGACAGAGCCGGCAGACUGCCGUUCUGGUCUGGGAAGCCACUGAGGGAAGCAUUCCAGUCACUGGUGCCUGGACUAACCAGGCAACAUCACCAGCAACGGGGAACUGACCGCAACCACCAAUAAAGGAACUUUUUCAGUUGGAGAGUUGACCCUCAUGUGCAACGUUUGUAACUCUUGCAUUAACGUCUGUUACUUAUUAACGCUUUGAACUGUAGACGGCCUGUCUUGGACAUUUUAUCUUUUAAGCUGUGUUUUGGUUUCUGUACUAGAUUAUGCUUCUACAAUGUCAUUUUUUUUUUCUUUUUUUUUUACUUAAAUGUACUUUGCUUUUAUACAACGUGAACAAAAAGCUAACCAUUAAGUUAUAAAAUGGUUUUUAUGUUAAUUGCAGCACAGUCAGGUGUAUUAGAGUGACUGCAGUGAAUUUGGAAAACAACUCAAAAUCUUCCAACACACCCCUCCGUUGUUUCUCAAUCUUUGUAUUUUUUUUUUUUUUUUAAGCUUCAGAAAUAUUAAGGAAUCCAUGUUCAGUAAAUUACCAGACUUUGGUAGUAAAUAAAAGUACAAAGGCAAAAAUAUGCCUCCAUCAGUACAGGAAGUGGGGAUAAUGCAUAAAUAAGCUGCUGCCUAUUUGUCAGAGAUUAUAUACUGUAAGCAUAAACUUUUUUUUUUUUAAGUUCAUUUUUAUUGAUUCCUGGAUUCUUUUUUUGAACAACAACCAAAAAUGAUGAGCCUUACUUGUUAUGCAAUGAAAGAAUUUUAAACAAAAUUCGGAGACACGUGGUAAAGCACUGAAGUCAUGGGUUAUUGGGAGUUUGAAUUUUGUAGACCUACACUGGGUGGGUUUGGGGAGGCAGAGAAAUACCAGGCCCUCCAUGUGUUGUGGCCGCCCCAGCUGUCUUUUAAUUCUGUUUAUGGUAGUAUGAGCUAGCAUGUGCACUUUCUUUGCAUUUACAAUCCUUGAGCAUUUCACCGCUUAGUUCCAGGAGAAUCUCAGCAGGAUCCACUGCAACUCUGUAAUUAAGAGUGUUGUUGCGUAAUGCUUUUAAACAUGUCAUUUUCUUUUUUACAGAGCAUCAGAGUUCACCAAAUAUCACUCCACUGCACCUACUUUACAAAACAACUAUAAAGAUAAGGUGGCUUUGGUGCCCAAAAGGAUAUUUUUGUGAUAAGGGGAUGCCAUAUUGUAUUCUUUCGGUAUUAUGUAUGGUCACAAUAUGCUUUUUAUGUUGCUUUUUUUUUUUUUUU
Archocentrus centrarchus (flier cichlid) is the source of this 2691-nucleotide messenger RNA. Its product is annotated as cyclic AMP-responsive element-binding protein 1-like. Gene Ontology annotation, molecular function: cAMP response element binding; DNA-binding transcription factor activity, RNA polymerase II-specific; protein binding. Gene Ontology annotation, cellular component: nucleus; ATF4-CREB1 transcription factor complex. Gene Ontology annotation, biological process: regulation of transcription by RNA polymerase II. The transcript is spliced from 8 exons. Bases 159 to 1109 code for a protein of 316 amino acids. NCBI's taxonomy places the organism in Eukaryota, Metazoa, Chordata, Actinopteri, Cichliformes, Cichlidae. The record is from RefSeq and is a predicted model, not a curated record.